This is a messenger RNA of Drepanopeziza brunnea f. sp. 'multigermtubi' MB_m1, 891 nucleotides long. RefSeq lists its product as uncharacterized. NCBI's taxonomy places the organism in Eukaryota, Fungi, Ascomycota, Leotiomycetes, Helotiales, Drepanopezizaceae. The record is from RefSeq and is a predicted model, not a curated record. Gene Ontology annotation, cellular component: plasma membrane; endoplasmic reticulum.
AUGAAUAGCCUCCUUGCACGCACCAACGAUGCACUCAAAAUCAAUCCUCCUUCGGGGGACUUCCACCUUGUCGUCAACGGCUCCAAUUGGCUCUGGGCCGUGACCGCCAUCUACGCCUUUUCCCUCCUCGUAGUGAUCGGUCUCACCUACUUCGCCAAGAACGGCGAGAAGAUAUUCCACUACCUCUUCCAGAUCUCCUUCUUUGUGGGCACAAUCUGCUACUUCGCCAUGGCAUCCGAUCUUGGGUCCACCCAAAUCAAGACUUCAGUCCAAGACCAGGGGCUCCGACAAAUCUUUUACACUCGAUACAUUAACUGGUUUGUCGGCUGGACCCCUCUCAUCCUCGUCGUAGGCCUCAUCAGCGGUGUUUCCUGGGCAACGAUUCUCUACAACAUAGCCUUAACCUGGAUCUGGGUGUCCUCCUGGCUCUCCGGCGCCCUCGUAGCAUCGACCUACAAAUGGGGCUUCUUCGUCUUCGGUACCUUCGCCUACUUCCUCCUCUCGGCCUCCCUCCUCACCAGUGGUCUCAGAACGGCGAAGCGCCUCAAAAUCACAAAACACUACAGCCUCAUUGCCGGCUCCCUGAUCCUCUUGUGGUUCCUGUACCCCAUCGGGUGGGGUCUCGAUGAUGGUGGCAACGUCAUCUCUGUCACCUCCGGCUUCAUCUAUUUCGGGAUCCUGGAUCUGUUGACGGUGCCGGUGCUUGGACUCGCAGUGUUAUUCCUGGCUAAAAAGUUUGAUUACAGGAGCUUGAAUCUGUACUUCACGCAGUAUGGGAGAGUUUUGCCGAGAGAGUAUCCAGAUGGCUCAGUUGUGGAGAAGGUUAAUCCUAGUGCCACGAAUGCUGCGGCUGUGGAGCACCCGACUCCUGUUCGCGCUACCCCCGAAUGA